AUGCGAUUUCUCAAGGCGCCGAUCCUGACGUUAAACUUAUUCUGUGGGCUCACGCCAGCUCAGCCAUCUACCCCGCCUUUGUCUACCGAUGGCCAGCUCAUUGAAGGCCAGCCAAUGCCUGAUGGAUGGCAUGCCGUGCAUCUCGACGGCAGCGAAUCUAGCUUCGCGGCCCUGGAAGCAAGCGCUGAUGCGAACACCACAGCCAAGCUGACUGUGUGUGAGCUAAUCAAGGUGUGCGAGUCUGGUCUUUUCAAACUAGCCCAAUGUGCUAUGGUGGGAAGUUUUGUGAACACGAUCACGGCUGGUAUUGCGGGCGUGAUUUGGGGCCAGGGCAAGCAGAAGAGCUGCACCAAGAUCAGCGGCAAUUUGAAUGGGUUGAGAUAUUGA
Molecule: messenger RNA, 387 nt
Organism: Penicillium paradoxum
Lineage: Eukaryota; Fungi; Ascomycota; Eurotiomycetes; Eurotiales; Aspergillaceae
Exons: 1
Coding region: 1-387 (128 amino acids)
Source: RefSeq, a predicted model, not a curated record